Dromaius novaehollandiae (emu) is the source of this 2421-nucleotide messenger RNA. RefSeq names its product kelch-like protein 9. The transcript has 4 exons. NCBI's taxonomy places the organism in Eukaryota, Metazoa, Chordata, Aves, Casuariiformes, Dromaiidae. The record is from RefSeq and is a predicted model, not a curated record. Gene Ontology annotation, molecular function: protein binding.
ACGCAAACACUGCACAAUAACCAGCACCAAUAGUGCCACUCGCAAACGAUCUCGCUCAGCCCUGCAAGGCACACGGCACUCUGCUCCUUCAAAAGCACCAAGGACGGUCCCAGCAGGGACAGAGGCUACUGCAGCUACUGCAUUUUGGACUGGACCGUGUGAGUUGGCAGAACAGUCCCCCUUUGCCCUCAAAGCAUGAAACCACCGUUUCUACUGCAAGAGAUUGCCCAAGAGACAGUCUGACUGCGUACGACACCUGCGGCGAGCCCUGGGGUUGCUCUCAGGGCCGAGUGCCUUUUGGAGAGAUGCUGCUCAGCUCACAGAGCAGCACAGAGAGGCUCGUGUCAGACACGUACCUGGUUAAGCUCCUGGAAGGGAUCAGCAGCCUUCGCUCGCAGAGCGCGCUGUGUGAUGUAACACUGGAGGCAGAAGGGGUUUGCUUUCCAGCACACAAGAUCAUAUUAGCAUCAGCAAGCAAUUACUGUAAAAUCCUGUUUGUUGGAAACUUGACAAGAGCUGGAAGCCCUGACAGUAACGUCCAUCUGAAAGCUGUCAGUGCUGCAGGGCUGAGGAAUGUUCUCAACUUCAUUUAUUCCAACAAACUAGAGCUCUCAUUACAGAAUAUUGAAGAGACAUUCAAAGCAGCGGAAACCCUGUUCGUUCGGGAAGUGAUCAAGUUGUGCUUUCGAUUUCUGGAAGGCUGCUUGAAUUGUGAGAACUGCAUGGAAGUUCUCAACAUUGCUAAACGACUUGGUCCAGAAGAGUUGAGACAGAAAGCCAUGUGCUACGUGGGGCAGCAUUACAAACAGAUCCUGUCUGAUCCCCAGUGCUUGCAAGAUCUGGACAGAGGGACCCUUUGUGAAAUCUUAGACAGAAUUGACACCGUGGGAUGCAGCGAGCUGGAUCUGUUCAAAGCUGCUGUAAGCUGGCUGCAGCAUGACUGCACGAGACUGAAAGGUGCAGCAGAUAUUUUAAGGCGUAUACGAUUCCCUCUCAUUCCUUUGCGGGAUCUGCAGAAAUACAUCCAGGACAUUCCUCUUAUGAGGCUGGAUUCGAGCUGCCACAGGUACAUUCAGGAGGCUCUAAAUUAUCACUCCCAGCCGUAUGCCCAGCCAGUCCUGCAGACUCAGCACACAAGCCCCCGUUGCAGCUCCACUGCGCUGCUCGUCGCCGGUGGCAGAACCACCAAUAACCAUGUGUGCAGAGAGAUGUGGGCGGCAGAUCAGAGGUGCAGCUCCUGGCGCAAGGUCGGGGACCUCUGCAUGCCGGUGUACAACCACUGCGUAGCUGUCAUCAAUAACUUCCUCUUUGUCAUUGGGGGCCAGCAUCAAUUUGAUCCCACAGGAAAGCAGCCAUCAAAUGAGGUUUUCCGAUUUGAUCCUCGCAACGCUUCCUGGCUCCAGGUUGCCAGCAUGCUGGAGAGGCGAACGCGCUUCCACGCAGACGUGCUGUCUGACCACAUCCUUGCUGUGGGCGGUGGGACACUGCUGGGGAGCCUCACUCGAACCAUGGAGUUCUACCAGCCGGCUGACAACAAAUGGGAGUUUGCAGCUCCCUUCCCCAUACCUAUUGCUGAUCACGCAGGCACAAUCCACAAGGGAAUCCUCUAUGUUUCAGGGGGCUUCUCUGGUGGUAAAACCUUACGAGACACUUACAGCUACCUCCCUCGCCUCCGACGCUGGGUUGGUAACUGCGCCAUGACUUUCACCCGCUGUGAUCACGGGAUGGCUACAGUCAGAGACAGGAUCUUCUGCAUCGGAGGAAGAACAUUAAAUGCAGUGGAAGAAUGGAUUCACGUCAAUGAGACGGAAUAUUAUUGUCCAGUAAGCGAUCAGUGGACAACACUAACGAUAUCCCCAUUCAACUGCUGCCAGUUCAGCAUCACAGCCUACGAGUCUACAUUCUACCUUGUGGGAGGUGGGUCGCUGAAGCACAUGCAGAAGGAAGACAAUGUUUUCUUGUAUGACACUGUUGGGCGGGUAUGGAAGAAAGCCAGCUCCCUGCCUAAAGCUUUGGUUGAUCAUGCCUCUUGCAUGAUUAAACUGCCCCAAGUGAAAGAAGCCGACUAGGAGGGGAGAAGCAUGAAGUGUUCACCCACUGGCAGGAGGAGGAAGUCUACUCUCAGCUUGUUCAUCACAAACAAACAAGAGUCCCACCCUGCUUCCGAGAAGUAGGAUGUGAAUGUGUGAAGUGGCCCUGACAAUGUUUGCCAAGCCCUAUUAAGUAUUUUAAGAGCUCUCAGGUAUUUUAACAAACUCUACUAGCUCAUAGCCAAAACCUUAACCUGUAAUUUGGAAUUGGUAUGUUCCUUAGUGUUAUCGUGGUGAUACAAGCAGUUUGCAAGAAAGAAAAUUAGUUUCCAACCUUACUAAGCUGGGCCUAAACCCUUUUGUUAUCUUAGAAAUAAAAAAAAUAUACUGA